Prunus mume (Japanese apricot) is the source of this 1412-nucleotide messenger RNA. RefSeq names its product oxidoreductase, 2OG-Fe(II) oxygenase family protein. Gene Ontology annotation, biological process: oxidative RNA demethylation. Gene Ontology annotation, cellular component: cytoplasm. The record is from RefSeq and is a predicted model, not a curated record. Lineage: Eukaryota; Viridiplantae; Streptophyta; Magnoliopsida; Rosales; Rosaceae. Gene Ontology annotation, molecular function: broad specificity oxidative DNA demethylase activity; oxidative RNA demethylase activity; ferrous iron binding.
ACCACCGCGGCGACGCGAAACCAAGAAGUGCGAGCCCAGCCCCCACCUCAGCUGUGAACUGAAAACGCGCGAUAAAACCCUAGUGAAACGCCUCCGAUAAUUACGUCACUGUCUUUCGUGACUCGGAGUUAACUCACCGACCGAGGCGACUCGCUGAAAUGUACGGAUCUGAAUCCGGUUCAGUCCCGGAGGAUUUGGAACGAACCGCGUUCAGAAGAGCGGAGAAGAAGUACAAGCUGUAUUACGAAGACACCUACAAAUCAUCCAAAAAGAAACGGAAACCCAAACCCGUGGAUUUAUCAGAGGUAUUGGAUUUCAAUUCCAUUCUAGAAUCGUACUAUCAAAACGUUGAGCUUCCACACGGUGUCGUUCCUCUUCGAUGUGGUUUCGAUAGGCCCGUGUUCUCCUUAGAAAAUCGCCCAGGGUUUUAUUUCAUUCCUGGAGCACUGAGUGUGAAGGAACAAUGCCAGUGGAUAAAGGAGAGUUUAACCAGCUUCCCGCAGCCUCCUAACAGAACAAAUCACAAUGCAUUUUACGGGCCUAUAAAUGACUUGUUUAUUGCGGCGAAUGAGAGGAAAGUUUUGGUUGCAGAUGGGGGUUCAAAUUCUGAAUGUGAUCCUUCUGUCAGCAAUGGAGGUGUUCACGGUUGGAAGUUCUUUGAGGAACAUGAGGUGUCUUUGAAAGGGAGCACGUGCAAAUCAGUUUCAGCUUCAGUUCUAUUGCGGAAAUUGCGUUGGAGCACCCUUGGCCUGCAAUUUGACUGGUCCAAGCGAAACUAUGAUGUCUCUCUCCCGCAUAAGAAGAUCCCUGAUACACUCUGCCAACUGGCUAAAAGACUGGCAACACCUGCAAUGCCUCUGGGUGAAGAAUUCCAGCCUGAAGGUGCAAUAGUGAACUACUUUGGCCCAGGUGAUAUGCUUGGGGGCCACCUUGAUGACAUGGAAGCUGAUUGGAGUAAGCCUAUUGUAAGCAUGAGUUUAGGCUGCAAAGCAAUAUUCCUUUUGGGAGGAAAGCAUAGGGAAGAUCCUCCAAUAGCAAUGUUCCUUCGAAGCGGUGAUGUUGUACUUAUGGCUGGGGAAGCAAGGGAAUGCUUUCAUGGUGUGCCUCGGAUAUUCACAGACGGAGAAAAUGAUGAAAUUGUGACUCUUCAGAGGCAGUUCUCACAGGAGGAUGAUUUUAGUGUUUUAGAAUACAUCCGAAGUUCAAGAAUCAACAUCAACAUCAGACAAGUAUACUGAGAUUGAUAUUCUUUUUCAUCGAAAUUUUGGAUUCAUUCGAAAGGAUAUUUUGGCAAUAAAGAGUUGUUAGAGAAUUGCUACACAAGGACAUGUGGGAGAGCUAUGUGGUAACUACAAUGGUGCGGCACCCAUGAAUGUGCGGCUUGUUACAAGUCGGAUGCAGAAACAAAAAAC